Molecule: messenger RNA, 1467 nt
Organism: Eremothecium gossypii ATCC 10895
Lineage: Eukaryota; Fungi; Ascomycota; Saccharomycetes; Saccharomycetales; Saccharomycetaceae
Gene: FUM1
Product: fumarase FUM1
Exons: 1
Coding region: 1-1467 (488 amino acids)
Biological process (GO): fumarate metabolic process; malate metabolic process; tricarboxylic acid cycle
Cellular component (GO): tricarboxylic acid cycle heteromeric enzyme complex; mitochondrion
Molecular function (GO): fumarate hydratase activity
Source: RefSeq, marked provisional
AUGCUCAGACUAAGCAGAGGUUGUGUAGGAAGCAGCGCAGCGCGUAGGUUGAUGUCGACAGCAGGAGCGCCACAGCAGUUCAGGGUCGAGACGGACGCCUUCGGGGAGAUCCGGGUGCCAGCAGACAAGUACUGGGGCGCGCAGACACAGCGGUCGCUGGAGAACUUCCGGAUCGGCGGAGCGCGCGAGCGCAUGCCGGAGCCGGUGGUGCGCGCGUUCGGCGUGCUCAAGAAGUCUGCGGCGGUGGUCAACGAGCAGCUGGGCACGCUGGAGCCGGGCAUUGCGAAGGCGAUCCAGCAGGCGGCGGACGAGGUGGCCCAGGGCCAGCUGAUGGAGCACUUCCCGCUGGUGGUGUUCCAGACCGGGUCGGGCACGCAGAGCAACAUGAACGCCAACGAGGUGAUCUCGAACCGCGCGAUUGAGCUGCUGGGCGGAGAGCUGGGCAGCAAGCAGGUGCACCCCAACAACCACUGCAACCAGGCGCAGUCGUCGAACGACACGUUCCCGUCGGUGAUGCACAUCGCGGCGGUGACGGAGAUCACGCGCUCGCUGCUGCCGGAGCUGGAGGCGCUGCGCGUGUCGUUCCAGCGCAAGACGGACGAGUUUGCGCACAUCGUCAAGAUCGGGCGCACGCACCUGCAGGACGCGACGCCGCUGACGCUGGGCCAGGAGUUCAGCGGCUACACACAGCAGAUCGCCAACGGCAUCGCGCGCGUCGAGCACGCGCAGGAGAGCCUGCGCUUCCUCGCGCAGGGCGGCACCGCCGUGGGCACGGGCCUCAACACGCGCCGCGGCUUCGCGGAGCAGAUCGCGGCCCAGGUGUCCCGCGAGACCGGCCUCGAGUUCCGCACCGCGCCCAACAAGUUCGAGGCGCUGGCCGCGCACGACGCCGUCGUCGAGGCCUCCGGCGCGCUCAACACGCUUGCCUGCUCGCUGUUCAAGAUCGCCAACGACAUCCGCUACCUCGGCUCCGGCCCCCGCUGCGGCUACGGCGAGCUCUCGCUGCCCGAGAACGAGCCCGGCUCCUCCAUCAUGCCCGGCAAGGUCAACCCGACCCAGAACGAGGCCCUCACGCAGGCCUGCGUCCAGGUCAUGGGCAACAACGCCGCCAUCACCUUCGCGGGCGCGUCCGGCCAGUUCGAGCUCAACGUCUUCAAGCCCGUCAUGAUCGCCAACCUGCUCAGCUCCGUCCGCCUGCUCGCCGACGCCGCGCGCUCCUUCCGCGUCCACUGCGUCGACGGCAUCCAGGCCAACGAGGACCGCAUCGCCAAGCUGCUGCACGAGUCGCUGAUGCUGGUCACAGCUCUGAACCCCAAGAUCGGCUACGACGCCGCCUCCGCGGUCGCCAAGAACGCCCACAAGAAGGGCAUCACCCUCCGCGCGUCCGCGCUCGAGCUUGGCGUCCUGACCGACGCGGAGUUCGACGAGUGGGUCGUCCCCGAGAAGAUGAUUGGUCCCCGCGACUAA